CACGUUUUCCGGUUGCUGAUGUUCUGUGUUUACAUCGCAAUUCCUCAGAUGAAAGUCAUGGAAGUGUUGGUUUCAUCUCUUUAAUUCAUCACUAUGAAGCUGCGGAUCCGGAUCAACCGUCAGACCUGCAGGGUGGAGUUAGAGAACCCAGAACCGACUCUGACUGAACUCACGGAUCACGUCAGGAACACACUUCUGUCCGGUCAUGGACUCAGCGAGGACACACAGUUCCGUUUGUCUCUGAACGGCUCGGAGUUUCUGUCAGACUCUGGACAGACUCUGUCAUCCUGCGGCAUCGUCUCCGGAGAUCUGAUCUGUGUCGUCCUGCCGAAGUCUGCCACCGCCGCCGCUAACGCUGCUGCUACUGCCACCGCCACAGCCAAAGUCUCCACCUUAACUCCUCCCAUCAGCCACAGAGAGAAUCAGGCCACACCUACUAAACCUACCACACCUACCACAGCGCUGACAGAGUCAGAGGUUGCCAUGGAGACGCCAGACGCCGCCGCAGAGACUUCGGAGGAUGCGGCUGACCCGGGGCCGUCAAUGUGCAGCUGGGAGCCGAUGCUGUGCAGCGAGGUGGAGGACGGUCAAGCUCCCGCGUCUCUGGAGCUCCUGUACGUCAGCGCCGGCAUCACCAGUCCCUCUGACGCCAUCAUGGUGGUGGGACACCUGCUGAUGACGGAAACUGGCUUCAUCCCUCAGGCCCGCGAGCUGAAGCCGGGCGAGAUGCCAGACGGGUGGAGGUCGUCGGGCGACAGCUACAGGCUUCACUACACUCACCCUCUGUGCGAGAGCAGCGUCGCCAUGGUGAUCGGCAUGUGCAUGGGCCCCGUCCUCGUCAUCACCGCCACACUGAAGUCGAACGACUCCGUCGCGUCUGUUCGCAAACUCUGCGUGAAUCCCUGCAGCUACGUGACGGACGAGUGGCCAGGCGACAGUGCGGCGGCGGCGUUCAAAGAUCUGCGCAAACUGACGCGAGUCUUCAAAGACCAGCUGUCGUACCCGCUGAUCGCAGCUGCCAGAGAAGCGAUGGCGUUGCCGGAGGCGUUUGGUCUGGCCGCUCUUCCCACGGAGCUCCUCCUCCGAAUCAUUCGCCUCCUGGACGUCGAGUCCGUGCUCGGACUCUCCGCCGUCUCCAGGCGCCUGAACGCGGCGACGGCCGACUGGACGCUGUGGCGACACCUGUGCCGUCGAGACUUCGCAGGUCCAGUUCUCGACACGUCCACAGGGACAAACUGGAAAGACCUUUACAAAAUGUUGCACAUACGCCGUGCUGAGCGCCGGCGCGUCUCUCGCCGCCACCUCCUCCCGCCUCCAUUCCUCCCUCACCCUCGGGACAUCUUCAUCCCCACCCCCCUGCCCCUCCCCCUCCACCCGCCGCUGCCCGGAAUCAUCGGUGGUGAGUACGACCUGAGGCCGCACCUGCCGCCGGGCCUCCUGCCCCGCCCUCGCUACGACCCCAUCAACCCGCUGCUGCCACGUCACCGCGACGCUCCGCCCCGGGGCGACGUCCCCCGCAGACUGAGAACGAGUAGAGGACGAGGAGCAGACGCGAGGCGGGGAUUCAUCUGACAACAAACAAACAGUAACCAUGACGAUGAGGCGUUGGAUGAUGGGACGUCCACUGAAGCACUAUGUUAGUUUGUGAUGGAUUUAUUAUUAAAUUCAAUUUUUUUUUUAUUGAAGCUAUCUGUGA
Molecule: messenger RNA, 1696 nt
Organism: Solea senegalensis (Senegalese sole)
Lineage: Eukaryota; Metazoa; Chordata; Actinopteri; Pleuronectiformes; Soleidae
Gene: fbxo7
Product: F-box protein 7
Exons: 10
Coding region: 94-1572 (492 amino acids)
Biological process (GO): positive regulation of autophagy of mitochondrion; autophagy of mitochondrion
Molecular function (GO): protein kinase binding
Source: RefSeq, a predicted model, not a curated record